This is a messenger RNA of Leptomonas pyrrhocoris, 3507 nucleotides long. RefSeq lists its product as hypothetical. The transcript has a single exon. Bases 1 to 3507 code for a protein of 1168 amino acids. The record is from RefSeq and is a predicted model, not a curated record. Lineage: Eukaryota; Euglenozoa; Kinetoplastea; Trypanosomatida; Trypanosomatidae.
AUGGCUGCCGCAGCAGAUACGACGGCGUUGCCAUCGUUUGUGUGUGUCGACCCUGCGUCUGCCGCGACGGUAACGGAGGCUGCGGCGGGGGUGACGAUGACGAUCAAUGAGACGGCGUUUUCUGACAUGGUCGCUCCGCCAGAGUGCGACGCGACGGUCGGCUGGGUGUACAUCGGCUCCCCACCGGAAGCCCCGCUCAGCCACAACACGCCAAGGAAUCCGGCCAACGGCGGUGAUGAGCGUGAUGAGCGUGGUGAGGGUGCGUCGGCAGGAGGGCCACCGGGUGCAACGUCCGCGGCCGUCACAACUGAAGACCCGCGGAGGGCGACCCAGCCGGAAGCACUUCCGCCUCCUCCGUCUUCUGCCGCUGCUACGCGAAACUCGUCGCACGAGGCGGUGGCCCAACAGCGAGAGCGCCGCCGGAACGUGGCGCAAAGCGAAGAGGGAAUGCACUUGGAUGGUGCAGCCGCGUCCUACUCUCCGUCUGCCCCUGCUCCUGCUGCUGUUGCUUCGGGAGUGGUUUGCACUUCGACUUCCACGCCAUCUCUCACAACCCCAGCACGCAGCAGUCCCCCCAGCGGUGAUGGCAACAACGAUGCUGGUCUUUUUGCCAUGCAGAUGAGCGGCGUCUCCGCCCUCAGCACCACCGCGCUUUCCAGCGGAACCCCCGACGCGAUCAGCACCGUGCUUGCGCUCGAUCGUCACAUGGACGGCUUACGUCAGCACCCGUCGUGGGUGGCGGCGAUGGAGGCUGCAAAGACGCACGUGUUCGUGGAAGGCGAGGGCGGCCGGCCGGUGACCUCGCGGAAGAACCGCAACGUCGUCGUUGCCUCACCGGGCAUUUCCCCCCUCAAGACACAGCCGUCACCCUCGAACGAGAAGCUGCAGAGGCGGACACCGCCGAAGCGAGAGGAAGAGAAGAUCAGUGUGGAAAAGAGCGGAGGAGAGGACGAUGAGGGCUUAUACGGCAUGCUGGAUGUGUACAUGUGGUACCCGAAGUCACAACCGGAGGUCACCGAGAUAGUGGUGACGCCGACGGCGGCAGCGACUCCCAUGGCCAACACGAUCACCACCACGACGACAGAUCUUCGUCAGUCCACGAUCGCCAGUGCGGGGACGGACAACGAGGCGUCGCUGCUGAUGGCGUCCGCCACGUCGGGCGUCCGUCCGUCUCUCGCCACGACGGUGACGGUGUACGCCCUGCCCGGGGAGGACCGCGGACUCAUGCUGACUUCGCUGGUGGAAGCCUCCGCAGGAACGCCGGAGCCAAUCACGGAGGAGGCGAAGUUGCUGGAGAAGCUGCAGCCAUGUCCCACGCGACUGGGGCCACAGGAGGCGACCGCAGGAGGCGAAGAGGAGGACGAUGAUCUGCGAUGUGUGGGAACCCUUUCAACUUCGCUGCCAAAGCAGCGUCGUGCGCCUGUGGAGCAGUCUCUUCAGAAAGAGGGCGAAAUGGAGAGGGCGAGGUCGGAGGGUACGUACGUGGCGCAGCACUCUUCCACUGCGAAGGAAGCACCGCCAUCUCCGGCCACGGAGAGCCGCCGAAAGCAGUUUUCUCCGCUUAUAGCGUCGGCUCUGGCUGCUGCGAUAACGAAUGCUGGUAGGGCCGCGGCUGUUUCUGCUGCUGACGGCGGUAGUUUUGGUGUUGGUGGCACCGCAGAGCAGAAUGCAGGAGAGCGGGAAAGGCUCGCUCGUGACGAGAGGAUUAGCACGGAAGGCGUCAACCCCACUGGGGAAGGCACGCCGCACCGAACUGCUUUACAUGAGACAGAUGCCCGACCCACAACGUCAUACAUGUGCUUUCGCAGUAAAGCAUCAGCAGCAGCUGCUGCAAAGGCGGUCAACAGAGCAGAAGCGCUCGGCGUGUCAGCCUCUUCUUCCACGCAGAGUGCUGCUCGAUCAGCUCCGUCUCCUGUGGCAGCCGACGCACGGCGUGACAGCCGUGGCGUUGGAGGUCGCCACCGAUUCCACUUGCGGAACGGUGAAGCGGACGAGGUGACCGAGGCGUUCUCCAGCAAAGCCGCCACUGCCCCGCCAGCGUCCAGUGAGUUCACCGAGUCGUCGCUUGGCUUCUCCAGCGCAGGGCCAUCGCCACUGCGGUAUGAGCAUCACCAGGAGCAGCAGCAGCAUGAGCAGAAGGACCUCGUUUACUCAAGUAUGCUAGAGACGGUCUCUCCGGUGCGUGUGGACCGCGAAGGCGUGUACGAUGCCAGGGCCUCUCUUCUCCUCUCCUCCACCGGCCAUGGAGACAGCAACGAGGCGAACACUGGGAGAGACGAUCGUCACACAACGACAGGGGUGCACCCCCUGCCAGUGGGUGGGGUGCCGCUGUCACAUCCGGAGGUGCCUGAAGGCGACGGAGCGGCGGGUGGGGCGGCGGUACACCGUGGUAGCCGCAACGGCCCUACCCGCCGCUCCGCCACCUUCCGCAACACCGACUUGUCUGCCCCUGCCGGUCUCUCCGCCGCAAAGCCGGUGCACAAUGUGUUGGAGGAAAACCGACGUGUCAGGGAGACGAAGGCGCGCGCGGUUGUGAGAGGUGUUUCACGACGAUCACCACCACCAUCACUGCCCUCAGCAACCGCACCGCCGUCACGUGCCACGCCAGGUGAACUCUCCGAAGUACUCAAGCAGCACCGGCAGCAACCAACAACAGCGGCAGCAGCGGGGCUCAGCAGCAGCAGCAGCAGCGGCAGCGGCGGUGGCCACGCCCUCGCUGAUCGCCGCCGGUCGAGCGAAGCCAGCGGGUACACCGACAGCGUGAACUCCCAGUCGCGCUUUAUGGCGCGUCCCGGCGCGCCAUCUCCCGCGGCGUCCCCUACGCACUCCGUCCACGUGUCAUCGCCGUGCUCUUCGCCAACGCAGAAGGCGAGGCAGCGGUGCUCACCGACGCUCUUCACGUCGCAGCCCACGGGCAGUGAGACAGCAAAAGGGGCGGUAGAGAGCUCGGCAGGGGCCUCAACGGCAUCCAUUGGCGCUUCCGCAGCGGCGACGGCAGAAUCGCACGACUCAUUGCCGAAUAAGCAUCGAGAACACGCACCGGCCACGUCAGCAAAUGGAGAAACCUCGUGCUCAGUGAGCACGUUGUCUCGCCCACAUCCCCCACCAGCAGCGACACCAGCAAAUACGACGACAAUCAAAGCGGCACCUUUGUAUGCGCUGCCUGCGCUGUCAGUUGCACGACCCUUCAUGGCUGAUGCUGUGUUGCCGAAGCAGAACAGCGACGGCAGCAACAAACAAAGAGAAGAGCUCCGACCCAGGCGUCCAAACAGCAACGGCUGUCAGUCCUUGCGUCUCGGCGGCACAUCUGUGUUGACUACGGGACAAUACCGGGUGUGGGGAAGCAGCGAAAGCUGUCAAAUCGCCCCAACACGCCGGGUGGCGAGUGCCUCGGCGAGGGACGGGUUUCGGCAGCUGGGCUCGUCGUUGUUUUGGAACUCAGGAGGCGCUCUGUCCGCGCCAGCGGCAGUGUCAUUGCCUUCGCCAACGCACCUCGCGCCACGUUGA